GUAGAGCAAUUUGAGCCGCCGAAUCGAGCAAACCGCCAACCGCUUUACCGCUUGCCGGACGAACGCGUUCCGUCUUCCCUCCGCUUCCAUUCGAUUUUGGCCCACUGUCGUCGUCGGUUGUCCAAAUGUCCGCGUGAAGUUAUAAAAACCUUUUCCACAACCGGGGGGUUUUAUUUUAUAGUAAAGUUAACUUAAAUAGUCCUUUCGGCCGAUCCAUCCAUACAUCCAUCCAUUUACCGGGGUCUUUUUGGGGAUCGUUUCUGUGUUUAUCGUAUCGGUGUCGCGUUGUCGGAUUCUACGCGAUUUUACCCCACAUUUCGAGUGCCGUGUGCUGAGUGAGGUGUUCUUGGAAUUACAAAAUAGUCAAAACCGAAAACCGAAACGUUGGCAAAAAUUCACUGAAUGAGCAAGAAAGUUAUAUAAGGCCCGAACCGGAUUUAUAAAUAUUAAUUAUACAUACAACUGUGACCAAAACAAAAACAGACUGACAACAAAACUCGGCGCUGGGAUAUACCGAAAAAGCCACUCAAAUACAAUCCGAUCCCGAUCAUAUAAAUGAUCGCCCAUCAAUUUAAUUUAAUCAAAGCCCGUAACUCAAAUUCAAUGAACAAAUAAAUUUGCGCAGUCCAACGAGCCAAUAAACGGAUCAAUAAAUUGAAAUAAGAAUCCGCAGGGGUAACUGCCGACUGCUGCCAUCUGGCAACGCUGUUCGUGGGGCAGCUUGUAACGGUUAUUCACGACAAUUUACUCACGUUAUUCGAAUUCGAGUGUAGAGUAAAACCAUGGGAAACUCAUCGUCACACACGCACGAACCACUCGAGCGCGGCUUCACACGCGGAAAAUUCGGUGACGUUAAAAAUGGGAAAUCCGCCUCCUUCCGGUUUAGCAAGAAAUCGCCGAAGAAGAUGGAUCGUCUGCGUCGCUCCUUUCGCGAUUCCUUCCGGCGUCGCAAGGAUCGCGUUCCCGAGUCCUCGAAGCCGCAUCAGUGGCAGGCGGACGAGGAGGCCGUGCGCUCGGCCACCUGCUCCUUCUCCGUCAAAUAUCUGGGAUGCGUCGAGGUCUUCGAGUCGCGCGGCAUGCAGGUCUGCGAGGAGGCCCUUAAAGUCUUGAGGCAAUCUCGACGUCGUCCUGUCCGGGGAUUGCUUCACGUCAGUGGAGAUGGCCUGCGCGUGGUAGACGACGAGACGAAGGGCCUGAUUGUGGACCAGACCAUCGAGAAGGUGAGCUUCUGUGCCCCGGAUCGCAACCACGAGCGCGGCUUCAGCUACAUCUGCCGGGACGGAACCACUCGGCGGUGGAUGUGCCACGGCUUCCUGGCCUGCAAGGAUUCCGGCGAGCGGUUGUCCCACGCGGUGGGCUGUGCCUUCGCCGUUUGCCUGGAGCGAAAGCAGCGACGCGACAAGGAGUGCGGUGUGACGAUGACUUUUGACACCAAGAACUCGACCUUCACGCGCACCGGAUCCUUCCGCCAGCAGACGCUAACGGAACGUCUGGCCAUGUCCACGGUGGGCACAAACGAACGGAGUGUGGAUGGACCGGGAUCGGCGGGUAUUCCGGGUCCACCGGCUGCCACCGUCAAGCCUUACAAUCCGUUCGCCAUCGAACGCCCGCAUGCCACGCCCAAUAUGCUGGAGCGUCAGGGUUCCUUCCGCCUGAGCACCAUUGGCAGCCAGUCGCCGUUCAAGCGCCAAAUGUCGCUGCGCGUCAACGAUCUUCCGUCCAACGCCGAUCGUCAGAGGGCCUUCCUCGCCGCCGCCGCUGGAAAUCCGCUGCAAACUCCUCUCCGCAGUGUUUCGCCCAUUCCUGAGGUUUCGCCGGCCAAGUCCGCCACUGGUGGAGAUCCCUCUACAGCCGCCACCGUGGCCGCCGAUUCGGUGAGCCAGCUGUGCCAGGAGCUCAGCCAGGGUCUGUCGCUGCUCACCCAAACGGACGAGGACCUGAACUUCAACAACAAUCGCAGCAUCAAUCAGAACAUCAUUGCCGCCGAGAAGCAGGUGCAGCACAGUGUUGCCUCCUACAGUGCCACGCCCACGGCACAGGUGACACCCCGGAUGGCCAGUACCACGCCCACUUAUCAGACGCUCCACUCGCAGCAGUCGCCCACGCGAUCGGAUCAUCACCAGAGCUUGGAAACGUCGACGGAGCUGCCGAAUGCCGAGCAGUGGUUGGGUCAAGUGGUGCGCAGUACCUCGCCGGCAGCACCAAAACGUCCGAGUUACCUGGCCAAUGUGGGUCGGGCUCAGACGAUGGCCAGUGGAGCGGGAACGGGAAUGGGAGGAGGAGCUGGAGGUGGACCCGAUGAUCCGUUCGACGCCGAAUGGGUGGCCAAUGUGGCGGCGGCCAAGCAAAUGUCGCCGGACUUGCCGAUCUCGAGCAGCGGCGGCGGCAGCAUUGCAAGAUCGCCGCUGGCCAGGCACAGCACCAAUCCGUUCAUCUCACCGCCCAAGGCGCCGGCGCAGACAUUCCAGGUGCAGCUCUAGGAUUCACCAACGGGGGAACAAAGUGUGGUUCGCUUGAAAAAAACGUAACUUAGUUUAAAGUUCAGGGGCUGAACAAUCGAUUAAUCGAUGAAUCGAUACAUCGAUGAAUGGAUGGAUGGAUGGCUGAAGUUAAAUAGAAAGGGAAUGAAUUAGAAUGGAGGUGAUCAGAGAUACUUAACGCAAACAUAACUAAUGUUGAACUAUGCAUAUAGAAAAUCGAAAUUACAGUUACUUACACACGCAAGUACAGUAAACACAUCCAUAAAUGGCGCUUAGCACUAGGCCAAAACUUACAACUGCUGCACGUAAAAAGAAAUCAUAAGAUCGCAAGAGAUCUUAUACCGAAUAUCAGUCUUCUUAUAGCGGGUCUUUACUAUGGAAAUAAUGUUUUACAAACUUGUUACUUUCAUAAGACUUGGUUAGAAUUGCAGAAAUUGUUCCCGUUAUUAAAGGAAGACCCUUAGAAGUGACUAGACUGAUACAGGUUAAGAUCCCUUAGUCACCAAACAAUUGACCAAGCUACCAAGUUACCCACGAAAGUCCACCAUUAAAUGCAAAUAACAAAACGAAAAACAAAUGGCACCCUUUUGAACUUAAAUGCAACAUCUGUAUUAUACUUUGGUAUGCCCUUCCACUACUUGUUGAUCGAUCCCGCUAAGAAUAGUGAUUAAAUACAGAUUUACCAUAUAUAUAUUGAUAUGUUGAUAUGUAGGAAACUCUAUCUUAGGGCCAAUUAUUAUUUCGUCAGUGUCAGUGUACGGUACACCGUUUUUAUAUCAAAUCUUUUAUUAUUUAAUUUAAUUUUUAAAUGUGUACAAAAUGUAUUAUACUUAAAUUAUAAAUAUAAUUUAAAAAUAAACAAAACAAAAAACAUGAAUCAACUUCAAGUUAUUUAAACCUACAAAUCAAGCAGCUAAAUACAAUGCAACUAAUGAAAACCGAUAUAGAAAUAUUGAAAUAAAUAAAUAUAUAUAUAUAAAUCUAUUGCAUAUAUUGUAAAAGAUGGUAAAGAACGGUUCGGAAGAGAUGAUAAAUACAUACAUUCGAUUUGUGUGCUUA
This is a messenger RNA of Drosophila ficusphila, 3539 nucleotides long. It is a transcript of the gene numb, whose product is annotated as protein numb. The record is from RefSeq and is a predicted model, not a curated record. Lineage: Eukaryota; Metazoa; Arthropoda; Insecta; Diptera; Drosophilidae. Bases 783 to 2480 code for a protein of 565 amino acids. The transcript is spliced from 4 exons.